UUAGCUACUAGCUGCUUAGGAGAACUCUCAGUCUGGCAUCACGUAACAGAGAGAGCUCAGGGAAUAAAGUAGAUAGAAAAUGAUCCCCAUAAUUCAAAUAAUUUUAGGUCUCAUCACUUUUUAUUUUGUCUGGAAUUUUCUGAGUGUUCAAAGGGCCCGAAGCAAACUUCCUCCUGGACCAGCACCGCUCCCUUUAAUUGGCAACCUGUGGACAAUACGUUUUCAGGUUCACCAUGAAACUCUGCUUAAGAUGGCUAGAAGGCAUGGAAAUAUGUACACUCUGUGGCUGGGACAAACACCCGUAAUUGUGCUGAAUGGAUUCCAAGCAGUGAAGGAUGCCUUGAUCAGCCACUCAGAUGACUUUGUAGAGCGACCCAUCACACCCUUCCUUAGGGAUGUGAUAGGCGGCCCUCAAGGCAUCAUUUUUGCUAAUGGCCACACCUGGAAACAGCAGAGACGGUUCAGCCUGAUGACGUUACGGAACCUAGGAUUAGGGAAGAAAACCCUAGAAGAAUGGAUUCAGGGACAAGCUCAGCUCCUGGUACAGACCUUUGCCAGAGAGAAAGGGAGACCUAUGGACCCUUCAGUCUCCAUCCUUUCUUCCAUCAACAACGUGAUUGCUGCUGUGCUUUUUGGGCACUGCUUCUCCUCGGAGGAUGAAAGCUUCCAGCAACUCUUCAAGGGAUCUCAGGCCAUGGCAGAAUUCGAAGGCACCAUCUGGCCUCGACUUUAUGAUGCUUUCCCAACAUUGAUGAAGCAUCUAAGUCCUGUGUUCAUGAGAUCACUGCUGGCACUAACCCACAUGCAGGAUCUACGUAGACUUGUAAAGGAUGAGAUCAAGUCUCACCAGAACAGCUGGGUGCCUGAAAAGCCACAGGAUUUCAUUGACUCAUAUCUCUCUCAGAUGUGGAAAACCAAGGAUAACCCAACAUCUACAUUUAAAGAGAACAACAUGAUCCAAGUGAUUACUGAUCUCUUCAUAGCAGGUUCAGACACCACCACAAUCUCUUUAUUGUGGGCUAUCCUUUACAUGAUGGCACACCCAGAAAUACAAGAACGAGUCCAAGAAGAACUGGACGCUAUUAUUGGUUCAUCUCAUGAAAUUCGAUAUGAGGACCGAAUGAUCCUCCCCUACACAAAUGCAGUUUUACAUGAAGUUCUGCGGUAUAGCAGCAUAAGUGCAAUAGGGGUUAUACGAAAGUGUACCAAGGAUACAACUGUGCAGGGCUUUCCGGUUAGUAAGGGCACUUUAAUUUUUCCCAACUUAUUUUCCGUUCUGUAUGAUCCUGACCAUUGGGAGACCCCUCAAGAGUUCAACCCAAGUCACUUCCUGGACAAAGACGGAAACUUUUUGAACAAAGAAGCCUUUUUGCCAUUUUCAGCAGGACACCGUGUCUGUCUGGGGGAACAGUUGGCAAAAACAAGUCUCUUUAUCAUGUUCUCCAAUCUCCUGAGAGCAUUCACCUUUCGGCUGCCGGAAGGAGUGAAGGAAAUCAACGAGAAGCCUAUCGUAGGGGUCAUCCUGCAGCCCGAACCCUAUAAAAUGUGUGCUGUUCCUCGUUAAGUUUCUCUCUUCCCAGACACCUGCUGGGAAGUUGUUUUUGGAUUCUUGAAUAGCAUCCUUGGCAUUUGGGAACCACUGCUUUGCAAACCCUUUGUCUCUUAACAUGCUACCGUUGUUGUCUGACAAACAA
This is a messenger RNA of Gavialis gangeticus (Gharial), 1694 nucleotides long. Its product is annotated as cytochrome P450 2J5-like. NCBI's taxonomy places the organism in Eukaryota, Metazoa, Chordata, Crocodylia, Gavialidae. The coding region runs from base 80 to 1564 and encodes 494 amino acids. The record is from RefSeq and is a predicted model, not a curated record. Gene Ontology annotation, cellular component: intracellular membrane-bounded organelle; cytoplasm. Gene Ontology annotation, molecular function: iron ion binding; oxidoreductase activity, acting on paired donors, with incorporation or reduction of molecular oxygen, reduced flavin or flavoprotein as one donor, and incorporation of one atom of oxygen; heme binding. Gene Ontology annotation, biological process: xenobiotic metabolic process; arachidonate metabolic process. The transcript is spliced from 9 exons.